Molecule: messenger RNA, 3397 nt
Organism: Oncorhynchus kisutch (coho salmon)
Lineage: Eukaryota; Metazoa; Chordata; Actinopteri; Salmoniformes; Salmonidae
Exons: 5
Coding region: 751-1380 (209 amino acids)
Source: RefSeq, a predicted model, not a curated record
ACACUAUCCCAUCACAGGCAUCUCCAAGGUAAACUGUGACUGCAACGCUGGAAUGUGAUGUCCUCCUGGCUGAUUUGGACCCUAAUAUUGGGAUUCCCAACCAAGAUAACUAUUUAGGCUUCUUACUUUGUAAACUUUACGAUAUUAUAAAGCGUGAUGUUGUAAAUGUAGUCAAUAAGUUACAUUUAAUCAAAUAAAUAAACUAUUUGCAUUAGUGUGUUAUAUAGUCUGGUUGAUGGUUAAGCCUAUCUAGUCUGUCAUGAAGAAUACAAACUAGUGCAUUUCUGAACGAUUGAUCGAAUAAAGUUGGAUUUAGCCUAUGAUCUGUCAAGAAAAUGUAACAGAAAAACCUUUAUUACAUUGUCUCAACAUUAUGAAAAAAGGCUUCGGUGUGCUGCUAUGAGUUCAGUGGCUACUUAAUAACCAGUGUCAACCAAGUUGCCUCCUUGGUGACUGCGCGCGCGUGUCUAUCAACAUCGUACAAGGAAUGUUUGUUGUCCGGUGCCCCGCGACGUCACGGAAUUUGAGAGCGCGACAGUGCGCCCUAGGACUCAAAUACUGUGGCAUGUUUACCGACGUGAGUUUUCCUGAUCCGACUCUUGUUUGGAGCUCGUCUCUCUUGCAUUGGAAUAGUACAAGGGAUAAGGAAAAUAAUCCGAAUCUAUGAUCUCGGGCCCUUUGAUGAAAACAGUCCCAUUUUACCCUCUGACUUCAUGAUUCAAUUGGGUAUAGAUAGUCUAUUCGCCAGAGAUGUCCACCGCUGCAACUCCAACCACCCCCUCUCAGUUAACAUCGGAUCAACUCACGGUCAUUGUGGCAGCAUUUUCAGGUCUGGUGUUCUUUGUGGUGAUCGUGGUGCUGCUGUCCAUAUACCGAAAAGAACCUCACUGCUGCAAGGACACCCAUGGAGACAUGGAUACCCCUCCUCAGUACUACAGCAGCAGACAGACACUGGUGGGAAACCCCUGUCUGGAACAGACUCACGACAUCAUACACGACAACACACACUCACAGUCAGGGCAGCUGUUCCUUAUCGGCCUGCCCUCCAGCUACCGCCUGCCCUCCCUGGAGGCGCCCCACCCCAGGCUGCCCUCCUACGAGAGUGUCAGGAAGAAGGACCGCCAGAGACAGAUACACAUGAUGAUCGCUGACCGUUUCGGCCUCAACGGCUCCAUGCUGACUGAGCCCCCUCCAACAUAUGAGGAGAGCAUCCACCACUCCAUUGAAGUGCCCUUUGACAUUCUGGGGUCUGUAAUAGACGCCCCUCAUCCCCAGAACAUUUACCCUCCGCACACUGGCACAGACUUUACCACUCAGUCAGAGAUAACCACUCAGUGCCCAUCCACUCAGGAUGCCAACAGUGCCACCCUACCAGUCUGAAUCCUCAGACUCGCUACUGACACACGAUGACAAGGACAACUGGAGUAUUGAUGCUUUUUAUCCAUCUUGAUGUGCCAAACUGGUCAGAGGAUAACAGACAGGGGAAAUGCACACAUUCUCAAUAGGUUGAAUCAGACCCAGCAGCCAAUGGGUUGACUGUACUGUAGGAACAUCCUGCAGUGACAGUAUGCUGGAAGAUAGUGAAAUUCUACAUUGUGGGUUACUCCAUACUGACAAACUUGAAUGUCUAAACACCUCUUGUCAGUUGUGAUUUUAAACUGGAGCCUAAAUAAGAUUGAUGAACUGGGAAGACUUGGAUUACCAUUCUUCAGUGAAAAGGGAAACCGUCCUGUAGAUGACCAAUACCAUGACUAUAUGUGUCUGAGGUGGCAGGUUCUAAUGCCAAAGUUAACUGUAAGAGGAGACAGGCCAGGUAGAAAGACACUCCAUGACAAAUGUGCUGCUGAAAAACAAAGACCAUUUUGCUGUGAACAGAAAAAGCACCAAAAAGGGAAGAACGAUCUUUAGAUUUAAAAAAAAUGUUUAUCAUAUUUUCUACAUUUGAUCAUUUUAUGGAUUAAAGUAAUCUGGAUGAUUGUUUUUUGGGGAACUGUGUUGUAGCAUGUCGUUUUCUGAGUAAAACCACUCUCCUCUUUUAGUGCAAUGUCUGAGCCAAAAACGUAUAAGCGUGAGUUGUAAAAUGCUCCUAUGUCCUACCCUGCUGAACUUGGGUUGUACAGUUGAGCCAGCUUCAAUUUGUGUGUUAGUCUUGGAACCUGUGAAGAGUGAGUCAACAACACCAAUCAUGUGUUGGCUCUGGUAACGGGUCUUAAAAGCCCAAUGCAGCCGUUUUUUUAUAUCAAAUAAUUUAUGGGUAACAAUAAUGUACCUUACUGGGAUGGUUUUCCAUUAAAAUUAUCAAAAUUGUUUUGUUGCUUUUAAGCGUUAAACGUUUUAACAAGCAAUAAUUGUGGUCUGAGUGGGGAGGAGAAAAGGAAAAACUACUUGUUAUUGUUAGAGAGGUUUGGAACUCUUUGUUAUUAAUCUAUUAACUCAUUUACCACCUGGUGAUGUCACCAGGCAAGACAAAACUCCACCCAUGCAAAACCUGCUGUUUAGAAGGUCCUUUGUAGAAUGUAUUUUCAACCAGGAAAUAAUACUGAUCAAAUCUUGUUAGUUUCGUCAGCUGUUGUACAAUAUGAUGCAAAACACAAACUGAAUUUUUACUGCACGGGGCCUUUAAGAUACAAUUCAGCAUUGGGAUUGUGGGAAGCGGUAAGGAGCUAGCUUUGUUUAUUCAAGACCUCUGUGAACAGCGAAUGAGAAUAGUUGUGUAAAAAGCUUAUUUUUUGUUGUUGAUUAACUGGGCUGCCUGUUUUACUUUCCUCUUUUGUUCUCCAUUGUUCCUCAAACAAGGAGGAGGCUGAUGACAUCACAUCUGACCAUCUCCUUGUAUUUGAUUUAUUUAACCUUUAUUUAACUAGGCAGUUAAGAACAAAUUCUUAUUUAUAAUAACGGCCUAGGAACAGUGGGUUAACUGCCUUGUUCAGGGGCAGAACGACAGAUUUUGUACCUUGUCAGCUCAGGGAUUUGAACUUGCAACCUUUCGGUUACUAGUCCAAUGCUCUAACCACUAGGCUACCUGCCGCCCCAAACCUGCCACUCCAAAAUCCUUGAAGCUAACUUAAAGUUUGCGGUUGUCUCUAAAACACUAUUUUACUCAAAACAUAUUUUUUUAACCCUUUAGUGUAUGUAUUUAUACUUGGGAUAUUUGAACAGGAAAAGUAAAACAAAAUCACUGGAGGACAUCUAACUUUCACUUUCCGAACCCUCUAAACUGCACUUUACAUUGGUGGGAGCAGUGUUUUUGUGCAUUUUGAAUGACCCUGGAACCUAACGAUUAUACAAGUGAAUUAAUGACCUGUAAGUUUACUUUGAGCCCACCACCAAGUUAUAUCUGACCUGUACACACACAUUGAACAUAUGUAUGUAAAUAAUAAACUGUUAUUAAAUCAAA